Messenger RNA from Monomorium pharaonis (pharaoh ant), 8225 nucleotides. RefSeq lists its product as uncharacterized. The transcript has 4 exons. Bases 6343 to 6981 code for a protein of 212 amino acids. The record is from RefSeq and is a predicted model, not a curated record. Lineage: Eukaryota; Metazoa; Arthropoda; Insecta; Hymenoptera; Formicidae.
UAAUCGACAGGCAGGUCGUAAAACUCGAUUUUGGGCACUUGAAUAUAUGGACAUAUGGAUCUAUUAGCGGCCCACGACGAUUUGAUUCCCAUGUAGAUAUGUCCAAAUACGGACUCGCGCGAGUACAUUCCGAAAUUAAUUGCUUUACGAGUUUACGGUAUAUAGGUGUUCGACGCUUUUCAUCUUGGUCGAGUUUACCACGAAGAUAUAUUCGAUUGUACCCGACACCACGUGACGGCACGCUAGUCCAGGAAGUCGAGCACGGGAUUCUUGCACGAUAUAUGACAUAAGAACAAGUUGCGUACAAACACGUAACCUAGUAUUACAGCCUGUUACGAGUGAAUAAUGUGAUAACGAGAUUCCAGUGACAUUGUAGAAAAAAAUGUCUGGUGCGCUACGCCCUCACUAAAUAAUAAGCCAUUAUUGUACUACGUCGUAACGAGAAUUUUCGUCAUUAUCGUUAGAGAUAAUAAGAAUUUUUUUACAAGCGUUUCAAAUGCAAUACAGGCUUAUUAUAUUAUUAUAUAUAAAUCGAUUUGAACUCUUUAUAGACUCCAUAUUUCAUUUCGGAUUAAAGGUCACCGAUGUUUGUACCACGGUUCGCGUCUGUGAUAACUGAAGGCGGCGGCAUCUAAAUGUCGCGAGGAUUUCACACUUUACGAACGAUUCAAGUGCCGUCAGCCGCUUGAAUCCGCCCAUGAUCGUUUCGUCAUCUUCUGUCUUCGGCACGACCAUAGGGGAAAGUUCGGUAUUGGCUUAAUGGCGGUACGGUGGCGUGAAUUCUUGCGCGAAUACAGUCACGCGUCGGUCGCACAUUACAUGCAUCAUCGUGACAUACGCCGCACGUCUGGUCCGCCGGCAAAAAUGUAAUUAGGGACGGCAAUUAGCGGUUAUGGCGGUUUAGCAAUUGCGCAAACAAGUUAAUGCAGGAGACGCACGAUUACGGCGAGCAACGUUAACUAGAUCGCCUCGUUUUCUUCGCCUCGUUACCGCGCCGCGUCAACUUGAUAGUAACAAGAUAUUUUGUCUAGCUAACGUUUACGAAGCCAAUCACUCAAGCUGAACUUAAACACGAUCGUUAUCUAUUUUCUGCAAUUGCGAGAAUAUCCGUAAGCCCCUACUAUGCGAGCGCUCUUGCAAACGGCAGACCGAACAUUCGACGACCAUCGACGGUUGAAUAUUCAUGCGCAUCAUUGUCGCACGCACUUUGUCACGCGCUUAACUCCAUCGAAUGAGCAAAUGGAAUCUACAUAAUCUGCAUAAACUGUCGAGUUUAACGUCGAAUUUAUCGAGGAAUCAAGCCUGACAGACGUGGACAAAUAUCAAUAGCGUGGGGUCAAGUCGAGGUUGAAUCGAUUUGUAACGUUUAUCGGUCAAGUUGGAACACAAAGGACAUUUUUAAGUCUUUCUUCGUCGUUAACCGGCACUUCGCAUUCACUCUCGAGAGAAUCUCUUCUGCCGAGCCCAUCCCGGAAAAUCCUCGCGCAGACGUAUCUCACAAGUGGCUCGCGCAGAGAUACAUUCAUCGUUCAUAAGAGAGGCGCGCGUACGUGCCGCAUUGAGCGUCGCGCGGCAUCCAACCGACGUGGACUCUUGAGCAAGUUGGGAAGAGGCACGGGAGGUGGGGUACACAGCAGGGACAGGUAGACGGGCGCGCAAUUAAUUUCUCGAAGCGAAGGUUCGCAUAUCGGCUCGGAGUGGGCGAGCGACGAAAUAAGUACCGCCGCGCAAAAAGAGAGACAAUGUGUUAUGGUAGGCAGAACGAAGACGGCGAGGAGGAAGAGCGAGGUGAAACCAAUCCCUUUCGACCUUGCUCACGAUCGAAAAAAGAUCGAUACACCAUUGAACGCGCGCGCAUUUUUUUACCGCGUGCACGCAUUUCUCCCGGCAGCGGUGCGCGACGUGGAUCAGGAAGCUGUCGAAAGCGUGGCCUCGCCCCCACCGAUAGACAACGUGAGACAAAACCGAAUUCGAAAGUAGAAAAAGAUCCCGGGGGCACCUAUCUUACUUCCAUUAAUGAGAUCUAAACUGUUCCGCAAAUAAAAACGUUGUGCCAUACAUAUUAAUGAGAAGUAUUCUCUUUGAGAUGUUUCUAGCAUUUCGUAGAUGACAAAACAGAGAAAGGAAGAAAAAAAAAAAUGAAGCAAAGAUGACUCAAGUUUUGUAGAGGUGUGCAAUAACGCACUUCAAAAAUUAACUGCAUAGUUCAAGUUAUCACGAUGUGUUGGAGAUGAUCAACGCUUUCAGUCAGAGCUAUAAAUACGGUAAUACAUAAUUGCAGGAUACGCUGAUUACACUGCACACAACUCGGGAGGAAUAAAGGCAGCAGAGGAGAAAAGUCCGGUUUAAUAAAAUACUUUUUGCCGAGGAAAAAUCGCGCGCGAUAAAGGGUUAAGAGGAAUUCUCCGGCAAUCAAUCGUGAUAGAUACGAUAGAGCGGGAGUCGUUAAAUCGCGCGCGGCGACAAGCGUAGGUGCGCCGCGCGCGAGCGCGGUAAACUCCGCAGUCGCAUUUAAAUUUCAAUCGAGACGCAAUCCGCCAUUAAUGGAAACCGUACAAAUUGCACGUGAGGAUGUACUCAUUUUUUCCGACGAAUAACCGACGACGAUCUCUCAAGACUUGUCGGCGACGAUUAAUGUCCGCUUGCGAAAUAUGGCUAAUAACUUUAAUCGACUGGUACGCAAAGACUUUGUCCUCUGGUAUAUACUUAAGAAAAUGGGUAGCAGGUAACUGUAGAGAUGACUAAUUGUAUGGCGAGCAUAAUCGUAAGUGUACAGUGCGAAUGUCCCUGCUUUGUUGCCUUCCUUCCUUUCAUAGAAUCUUUAGGCUAAUUAGAAACAAUUUUCCCUCUUGUGACACAAAUAUCUCUCGUGAAACAUUAACAUGUAAAUAACUACAAAACACAAUUAGAAAUUAUAGAUUUUUCGUGCAAUAAUAUCUCACAAGAUUUAUCGAUAAUUGUUAAAAUUUGAUUAAAAAUAUCCGAAAUGGAUUUACAGUACCUAAAAAAUUAAUUAUCCGCAAAUAUAAAUCGAAAGAUUCAAGGCGAUUUCGCUUAAUUAGUGUUUUAUCGCUGUUAAUUUCUCGCUCGAUCUGGCAAAUGUCCAUAUCUCUUUAUUUAUUGCAAAAAAAAAAGAGAGAAAAGAUCGACGGAAGUAAUCGACGGGAAUCGAAAUUAAUCGACGACGUGUAAAGGUCAGGCGCGAUCUAACAAAUUACCGAUAUCAGUAUUACCGAUACGGGAUGCGAGGCACGCGCCGUAUCUGUUUGAACAGUGACUUCUGCGAGACGUCCGUGAUGCCAGCUCGUGAGAGAGGCUCGGGCUGUAUAAAAGCUACGUAACUUUUCGCCUUGGGGCGACCGAGCGACCGGAGGCCGGCCGAGAAGGGACGGUGCACUUGACUUCCCGGCGAUCGAGAUCGUUCCGUGAGAUCACGACCUCGUAGGUUUCUCCCGCGGACUCUGUGUGUAGGAAGGAAACCGUCCAAGAAGGAAGCCCGGUGCGUUAGUCCUUGCCUGAAAUAGAGCGCCACGUAUGCGUGCGCGGCUUCUGAGUAGAAUAUUUAAUUUGCGCAGAAAACCGAAUGUUUGAUGAUUAGGCUUAACUUGCGCGAAAUACGUGCGGCUUAACGCGCGUCUUGUCCUCGCGAGCGAUCUGGCUGAGUCAACCUGCGAUCGGCCUGCGAUUGAGGUUGAAACACGUCAGGGAGAUUCCCGGAAUCGAUCGAUUGCAUGGUACUUUUACACGGAUCAAUCGUGGAUGCCGAUGACGCUAUCUUCGGGUGGAUGGAUUCAAGGUUACGAAACGUUUGCCGCUGGUAAUUCGGACGUGUUGCAUAAGGACCAUCGCGUAUCGUCGCGGUUACGCUAACUUUCGUAAGCCGAUGAUUCGGAAGUUACAUUAACUGCUGCCAAGGCAAGCAAUUUCAGUCCGCAUCGCGUAAUUUCCACCUGUUUAUACUCAGCCGAUCGAGCUUUCGAUAAUCGGUCGAAACCUUUCGGGAAAUCUGUGAGACGAAUCGUCAUUUUUAUCACGAAUGCAGAUUUCGCAAAGUUAAUUCUGUCAUAAUAGCGAAGAAGAUUAAAUCGCGAUUAAAUACGAUUGCCGUGAAAUUCAUUAUAAGAGAAUAUCAACCUCCCACGCGAUUGUCGGAUCUCUUACAGAAUUACUGUAACACUCGGUCGGCAGCAGUCACGGUCGGUGUUUUUCGUUUUAUCCGAUCCGAUCGGACAAGAGAAAAACGCGCGAUUCACACGUGUCUCGACGCGCCUUUGACGUUGCGUAAAAUGGAGCACGCGAUUGUUCCCGACGGCACAGGUGCAACACGAUGGCGCGGAGAUGCCAUCUCCCGCGUCGGUUGCACUUUCUUCAAGCGUUUCGCGAACAGAGAGAGAACUAAAUCGUCGAGCAACUCACUCCUUCCACCAUCCCGUCGUUAAUUACGCGAAUUAAGAGCAGAUUGAAGAUAAAGCAGAAUUUCUCCUUCACUCUUCACAUCAAUAUCAUUGUCAUGCGACAUUCUUGCGGCAAAUUAUGAGUUCGUGUUUCAACGGCGAACGAUAUGCGGGCCAAACGAAAAACGAGGUCCAGAUUACGCGGAACAAUAUAAAAAUCAAGCAAAUUGGAGAGCACGCGAUAAGACGGAACUCUCUUCCGGUCGUUGGACUUGCUCACGACCGGACAAACACACGAAGGACGGUGAAUUACAAAGUACAAGAUUGCAGAUACUUCGUCACACGAAUAAAAAAAACUGAUAUUUUCUUGCAUGUUAAAGUACAGAACAGAUAUUUCAUGACAGCAUGAAUUAAUGUUUAAUUUAUUAACGAUAAUGUGAGGCCAUUUAAUAUUUUACUGGCGGAAUUUUUUCAUCAAAGAUUUUUUUCAUAUAUCCUCCCUAAGAGCGAUCGGAACCGAUUAAAAUUUCCUUAUUACACUUUAUACUCUCGUAUUAAUAAAAUCUCGAUUAAAUUAUUAAAACGAGUGACUAUUAUCAUAAUUCAUAAAUGAGAAGUUAUUUGUAGCCAUUAUUCAUCAUUUGAAGUGAUUCUGUACUAUACAAUAGAGAAAAAACAAACGCGUUACGCAUUAUCCACCGAAAAACAAAUGCCAAUCUAUUCGCGACAUUAAAACCAUUGUCGGAAGUUGAGAUAUAAGACAGGUAUAGACGCGCCUUUCCCCGUCUGUCAUUCGAGGAGAAUAAAACCCGCGUGUCGAGGUGUGCCGCGGUUACGCGCGGAAUUUACAAGAGAUAAGAGCGAGCCCACACUUCCUAGACGCUCGUUACGCGGUCGUUAGGAGAUAACGCGCCUCGUGGUGAUUUACGCUCGCCGCACUUCCUGUAUCCGCGAGACAGGGAAAUAGGAUCGAUCGAUUGAUCACGAUCCGGUCGGCGUCAACCGGACUUUUAGGGCACAAUUAAUGGUGGACCCUUCCCUCAACCUUCCGUUUGUCCUUGCGUUUAGAGCACCCACGGAGAAGUGUCCCCUCGCAUCAGCAAGGCGCUACGCAAGGUGGACUCUGCCGCCGCCACCAUGUACGUGCGUCUGGGAAGGAAGAGAAAAAAAAAAGAUCGAUCCUCUCGGCCGUGGUGGAACUGCCCGUGUGUAGAAUCGACGUGGUGCGAGCCGCGAUGCGAGCGAGCGAGCGAGCGAGCGAGCGAGCACGAACGCGCUCGCACGUCUACAAGAGUGGGAGAUACGAAGGUAUAAAACCGAUCUGGUAGACUGGUGCCAGCCAGUCCAAAGGCCAGAUGCGGCGGCGGCUCUAGUCGCACGCGUGCGAGAGAGACGAUCACGACAUACUUGGCGUGCGGUACUCCUCUCAUUAACAGAAACGCGAAACGCGCGUCACAUACAUACGCAUACACAAUACACACAUGUUACAUGCGGCAGUGACCAGCGCACUACCGGUCAUACCUCAGUAGUGAUUCCGUGCAGGAUUUUCGCCAAGGGCUUUUCGAAAGCGAGUUCGCGCAUCCAAAGGGAAUCAUUAGGUUGACGAGGGGACGAGAGACGAGAGGCAUUGUCCUGCUCCGAGGGGAGAGAAAGGACAGCGAGCUCCGAUUCGGCUCUGUCUUCGAAAACACAUUCCCUAGGAUAUAUAUGCGCUUACUCGUGAUAUCGAUCUUUUCCCCCCUAAACAUACCGAAGAUCUCGAAACGCCGAUAGUCAAGCACGGAGCGCGAAAAGUCGAUCUGUUCUUCGAGGGUGACCGGCAGUGGAUUUCUUGUGAGAUACGUGGAUUAAUACGAGGGAGAUCACCAGCCGACACUAGCCAGGGAGUGGUGAUCUCGUUGAGGAACGAGGUUCGACACGAGGGACUCGACUCCCGGAUAAGAUACUGAUGAGGAUCCAAGAAGCGUCUUCGGCCAACAAUCUAGACGAGAGUAUUCUAUCAGGGUGGCGUCGCGAAAGAUCGACGCCUCGUAGCAUGUCGGCUAUUCGCAUUAACGUGGAGGAGGCUUCCAACGGCGGUGAGGAUAUCGUUAGAGACAUCGAGACGACGGCGGUGGCGACGACAACAACAACGGCGGUGGCUGCAGCCAACCCGCUUUCCUGGCAUAUCCCAAGGCCGUCCUUGGUCGGGCGCAGCGAGAGGGACAGCGAAAAUGGAAGCUGGGCUCAUCACUUGCAUCCGAACUCCCCCUCGAGAGGGUCAACGUCGUCUCAAGGAUCCACCGCCAGCACACACAGCGCCGCGUCGGGAACGUUGCUGCUCACGGCUGCGAAUCUGGCGAACCUCGCGGCCAUACAUCCGCCCACGGUGACGGCGCCGAAGCAGAUGGACACCGCCUCGGUGGCCAGCAGCACUCACUUCACGGUGGUGAACGGCCUCGGCAGACCGGCCACCGUCUACAGGAAGUCCUGGUGCGCGCGAAAUCAGCUCACCGUACUCGUGUGCACCAUGAGCUUUCUGUUCAUGGUCGGUCUGCUCGCCGGGAUCCUCUACAUGGAAAUGAGGGCUCGCGACAAGUACAACUAGGCCGAGGGCAGGAGCGAGGAGGGGCAGGAGGAAACGGCGACGACACGUGACCGUUAAUGAUGAUCAUCGUGAUAGAAGCGGGCGACGAAGAAAACUACUACUACGGAAAGAGAAUGGAGUCGCGGGGAAAAUUCUCUUCUCCAUGCGGACGAAGAGAAAAAGAGAGAGAGAGAGAGAAAGAGAGAAGGAGAAAACGCACGAUUCGCAGUCACGAUAUUAAUUUAACUUGCUCGUAUAUAUUUAUGCGUACAUGUAUACAUCAUCUGUGUUGUAAGCCGUUCGGAGACCGCUGCUCUCGGUCAGCAGCAGACGUUCCCGACGACGGCGGCGGUUAGAAUCUUAAGUGUCUAUUGUAUUGCACCGUGACAAAAGUGUGGUACGUGAAAAACCGAGUAAUUACAUUUGUGUAAUGAGUAACAUACUGUUGAGGAUUAUAGACAGACGAGACGUCCCCACGAGAUGGGAUUUAGCCCUGCGUAUAUUUAUAAUGCUGGAUCUUAAAACGCGGAUCCCCCGGAUCGCGUCGCGAGACACGAUCCGGCGAAUAGCGUAACAUAUUAAUGCUAGUUAAUAACUUCUUACCGCGUAGCGCGUGUCAUGUAGAGCAGAAGUUUAACUUUCUCUAAAAUUUCUUCACUCUGUUUUACGUGUGGUUGUGACACUUCUCUGCACGCCGCAUACCUUUUUUUUUUCGCAUAGAAAGAGAGAGAGAAAUAUGUAUGUGGUAAGGAGUUACGGACGAAUUAGUGACACACAAAGUGGUUCACGAUUGCUCUAAAUAGAACGUUCACUUUUAGAGACGCUUCUCCUACUUAAGUUCUCAACCGAUUUACCGUUCGUCGUAAAUCGCGUCGACAUUGUCGAGAGCCGACAAGAGAAAAAGAGAGAGGAGGGAGAAGAGAGGAGAUAAAAUAUCGACGAUAAAACAUCACUGGUGUGUGUCACUAAUCCUAAUCGUCCAACGAAAUCUCGAAUCACGAUAGUAUUUUGAAUAACGAGUAACGACGGACAGUUUGAAGCAAUUGACGAGAUGGGAUCAAGAUAGCAAACAUCUACCUUAGGGCCUGUAAUUUAAUGUCUACUAACAAGCUACCUUAAUCGCACUUGGAUUUCCGUCGAAUUGUUAUUCCGGGAGCAAAUGUAAGAGCGGAAGAGCAAUGAAGGGCGGUCGCGUUGAUCGCUCUUCGCGUCUGUGAUAUUACUUGCGUAUUAAUCGUCGAUUGAACAAGAAACUGUCAAACAUA